AUGUGCCACUCCGCCAGCCCCUUCACAGUCAUGACCUUCCUCAACGACCUGUACAGCAGAUUCGACGGCCUUGUGGAUAUCUACAAAGUCUAUAAAGUGGAAACAAUUGGAGACUGUUACAUGGUGGCCGGCGGGUUGGUGGCGUACGACGAAGACGGGUACAAGUCCGUCAUCAGCGGUGCGGAGGAUCCGCUACAUGCCGCGAUACUCCGCGUGUCCCGGGACGUUCGUUUGCCGCACAACGGCCAACCGGUUCAGUUGCGUGUGGGUCUGCACAGCGGUCCGGUGACCAGCGGGGUGGUGGGGGACACCAUGCCCAGGUUCUGUUUGUUUGGGGACACGGUGAACGUGGCCAGUCGCAUGGAGUCCACCUGCCGACCUGGCAGCAUCCACGUAAGCGCCGCCACACGGGAGCGUCUGCCGAGCGAGCCGUGGCGGGACUUGGGCUUGACGGCGAUCAAGGGCAAGGGAUCCAUGCGCACCUUCGAGUGGGCGGGGGAUGUGGAGGAGCCCCUGCAGGGGCAACAGCUGCAGCGGCUGCUGGGGCUGUACCUAUGA
Messenger RNA from Volvox carteri f. nagariensis, 558 nucleotides. It is a transcript of the gene cyc28, whose product is annotated as guanylyl and adenylyl cyclase family member. Gene Ontology annotation, biological process: receptor guanylyl cyclase signaling pathway; cGMP biosynthetic process; intracellular signal transduction. The transcript has 4 exons. The coding region runs from base 1 to 558 and encodes 185 amino acids. Gene Ontology annotation, molecular function: guanylate cyclase activity; peptide receptor activity. The record is from RefSeq and is a predicted model, not a curated record. NCBI's taxonomy places the organism in Eukaryota, Viridiplantae, Chlorophyta, Chlorophyceae, Chlamydomonadales, Volvocaceae.